ACCCACUCAUACACACUGGAGUCUCCUGUCAACAGGGUGUUUCUCCUCCAAAUGCAUUUAUCAGAAAUGUGGGUGUGUUGUUGACUUCAACACUUGUGUCAUCGCUGAUCUUUGGUGAGGGUAAACCGUUUGGAUGUAUUUUGAGGUCCCUUAGGGGACUGCAAGGACUUGUGGGAAGAUGACCUGAUUUCUAAUUUUCUCCUCUCCUGCCUGAGCUGUGGGCUAGUCUCUGUUACAAACAGAGAAGCCCAUGAAAGGAGUGUGACAGUAUGAGCCGCGCAGAAUCUAUAUGGAAUACGGCCUCGCUAAUGGCGUAAAAUUGGAUUUUAUUUGUCAUUUUUUAUGGACGCAGACGUGACUGUAAUUCUCUUUCAGUAGAUUCAGGUGAGCAGCCAUGGCUAACCUGCAGCAGGAAUACCCUGGGGUCCUUCUGGAGAUCCUGGAGGAACUGGCCAAUAUGCGCCAAUGGCUGACCUUCCAGGAUCUUUGUCGCAUGGUCAGCACCCGCUUUGACCUGGAGCACCUCAUCGAGCUCAGGAGUUUGCUGUUUGCUGCUGCCAGCCAUGACCCCUGUUUCCCAGCUACUCUCUUCAGAGACCGGGUUUCCACCAGAGGCCAGGGGCUAUCACCCAUAGGUGUCGCUGCUGACAUUGUAACUAUCUUCAAUCUCAUUCAGAUGACGGCUGGGGCUCCUGAUGGCAGCCAUCCAAUGAGAGCCCAGAUGGUCCUCCCCGUCGACCAGUCCCCAGGCCCCAGUCUGCCUGGAAUACACCAGCUGAACAUUUCUGGUCGAGAAAGAGCACGUGCCCACUCUGACUCCGGUGGCAGGCCUAUCGAUCAGCACUUGCUGCUUCCAAGAUCUAAUUACUCUGCCCGCAAGCGAGCAAGUCUUCCCCCGGAUCCCAUCUCACUUGUGUCCUCUCCUCCAAUCAGGACGAGGGCUGUGUCUUUCGACUUGCCUCACACCACACUAUUGUACCCCAGUGGUCAAAUCCCCAACGAGGAAAUGCAGAAUAUCUACCUGCCUUUGGAGACAGACAGUGAGUCUAGUGGAGAUUCUGUGCCGAUGGAGGUGUUUGAAGAUGAACAGGAAUCGUCUGUCAACCAGAAGAGAAACAUAUUUAGGAAGGACUUCCAUAACCAGCCACCUCUAAUACCCCAGGUGACUGUUAACAGUGAGUCUCCCAGUCCCAAACAGGGGAAGAAAGGCUUCGACAAUCACAGCUUUGAAACAAUCCCAAAUCCUUACUCAUCACCAGCAACAGUCAACCAAUCGCCAGAGCUGCAGGCUAAACACGAGAUCCUUGAUGACCUACAGGACUCAACUUACUUUGGACCCCAGUCAAUGCCAGAGUGGUCCCCCCAACACCUUCAACCUCCCAGGCCCCAGAGGCCCAUCUGGAGCAACAAGAGUCACAGUCUAGAGGACCGGAUAGGUCUGGGCAGCAUUGGAAUGGGGAUGGGAUCACAAGGGGGGCAACUUCCAAGACGAUCAACCCCUGCAAUCAGCAAUUUGGGGGGGUCCUCAGGAGCUGAGAGUGGGAAUAGUGGAUUGCCAAGUGGAGGUGAUGGGGUCAAGGCUCAAGGAACCCAGACAGACCAACCGGACACCCGGCGCCUCCGUAGCCUGGUCCACGCUGAUCGCCUCUCCUUUAUGACCUCAUUAGACGACCCUGAGUUUGGUGAGGAUGACAUCAGUGCCAUCUUUCGUUUCUUAGAUGACAUAAGCAUGUGCGGUUCCACGGGAGUCUUGCACCCUACCGAUGGAUCAGGGGCCAUUAACCAGGACACCCCCGAGGCCAGACGUGGCCGCCUAGGUCAACUCCAAAGGCUAUUCCACUCUCUGGAAAGUAGCGAUGAUGGGCUCAAGGCCGGUGUCUGUAAACUGCUGCUCCGUAUGAGCCAGAUAGAAAGACAACUGGAGUCACUGAAUGAUGUAAAGGCUGAGAUUUCCCAGGUACUGUCUGCACUGCAGCGGCUGGAUGAAAAGAUCCAGCAACCUAUCGGUGGUGAUGGACAAGGCACCGGUGGGCGAUGGCUCGAGCCUCUCAGUGGUGUGUCCUCCUUUAUGAGCCACCCAAUAACUCCUUCUGAGUCAUCUGAGCCUCAGCCUCUGUCUGUGUCUGAGCAUCUGUUUCCAGGGAUCAGCACUACUAGUCUGGACUGGAACCGGUGGAACACUCCCAGGGAGCAAGCAGAAAGCAGCAAGAGUCAGGCUGAUUCAAAGGGGAGGAAAGAAGGGAAGAAGGAUGCAUCAUCUCGUCGUGCCUCCAAAACCCAGCCUGAAGAAAAAAGUGUCUCUGAUUCCAAACAGCUGAAUGUCUCUAACUCGGCAAGAGACUGGACAGUGUCAUUCUCGAAAAGUAAGGAGGGCAAAGCUUCACAUGGAAAGGCAGAUCAAUCAGGCAGCACCACUAACCUAAUCUCCAAAAAGUCCUCCAACCUGGUGGAACAAGUGUUUAACUCGUCCCUGUUCCGUCACAAAGACAGCAAUCUGACAUGUGGACUAACUUCUGGGAAUAUCCUGGACCCCAGAUUGUCUGAGGGGAGAGGAAGGCCCAUAUGGACCGUAGAUGACAGAGAGGCACGUAUUUCCCCUUUGGACUUACAGACCCAGGAGUCUCUGAACCCCAACAACAUGGAGUUCUGGAUGGAUGACAUCUACACUCCAGGCUAUGACGCUCUACUAAGGCGUAAAGAGGCUGAUCUCCGCAGGGCCAAGGUCUGCAAGCUGCUUGCACUCAUUGCCACGGCAGUAACUAUCAUUCUUAUCAUCGUUAUUCCUAUUUGCACCAUAGGGUCAUGAAGAAUCUUACAAAAGAGUCCACAUUGUUGCCUGUUUUAAUUGUAAUUAUUUAUUUUCAGCAGCUAUGUGCUGUACACAGGAGAAUGCACGCCAUUCACAUGGAGAUAAGUAGAUACGAGACAUGUGACACUGGAUUGGUGAUCAGUAAACAUUCAGUAACUCCUUACACUUCUCUGCAUGCAGCAACAUUAUAACACAGGAGGAUUCAAACUGUAGCUUACUAAUCACACCGAGUCACUCCCUCAUGCAGUUACAACAAAUUGUAAGUAAUCUCCCAUGCCAUGUUUUCUCUUCCAUUUAACGUCAUUUAUGUGGCUGCGAAAGGAAGUAUCUAAGGAUGAAUGUUUUAAAUAAUUUUAAAAUAUAUUUGAGAGGAUAUGUUGAAACUAGUAAUACUGAGCCAAUGCAAAAGUGUUUUUUCUCAUUUUGCCUGCUCUUUUCUGAGAAACAACACUAUUACAAAUGCAUUGUGAAACAGCUUCAGCCUUGAGCACUGCCUAAAGCAUGAAUUAUGCUUCUGCGUUAAAUCUACGCCAUGGCUACGUACGUAGGUACGUGGAGACACGGACACUACGCCGGACCCUACGCUGUAGCCUGACGUGCACCUCUUGAAAAAUGUUAACUACACGUCGUAGCGACGCACGUCCCUCAGCCGUGGUCUUUGUAGCGUUACAUUUCCCCCUACUCAUUUCCUGGUUCUCCUUCUCCAUAAACAACAUGAAAUCAAGCAGAGAGUUAACUUUUCCUGCUACAGAUUUACCACCGUGGUUAGAAAGCACAGAGGAGACACUUUGUUUCUCUCACUAUAACUCUAGAGUCUGUACUCUCUCUGAAGCUAAUCGGCGUCACUCUCUCACUCGCUCUACCACACACUACCCACACACACACAUGCAGGCCCUGCUAUUUUCUUAAAGAGAUCGACGCACACACCAACGCACAGGUAUAAACUUCAGGCCACUUACGUAGGCUACGGCGAAAGCUCUGCGUGGAGCCUCCGCAGGACCAUAAAUCACGCUUGACUCUAUCUUGCUGUUUUCCUGAGAACAUCACAGGGCUUAUUUCACUUUUAUGUAAUAUAAUAAUAAUAGUUUUAAGAGUUUUACAUAUACAGUUCAUACAUUGUAACAUAUACUAUUGACAGGAGCAUUUUUACUUUCUUUUAGUUUGAAUGUUCUUGUCCUUUCUUUAAGCAACAAGAUGUAGGCUACUGCUCAAACAAGCUUAAAAAUAAUAAAAAAAAUAAUAAUAUUUUUUAAAGAGUUCCCUCCCAUUUUUCAAACUAAAAAAAUAAGUUGUUUAAUUCACUUGUGAAUGUGUUUGGGUUGGAUGUUUACCAAGUGUCAGGUUUCAAAACCUGGAAGAUUUGUUGUUGAAGCAGUGAAGGAAAGAGGGAACCUUUUCCAGUAAACCCGCUCUGAGUGGAAGAUUCCACUUGUAAUUUAAUUGAUGGGAUGUUUGGAGUGCACCUAUGCACAUUAUCUUAUUUCUCUACUCACUUGGCUAGAGCAUUUCCACACACCUGCAGACUCACUCACCAACAGAUUCAUCUGGCCUGCUUUUACAGACAAUGAAAGUAGUUUUGCCAGUGGUGUGACAUUCCAGUUUGUAAAAACAUCCUGUUAACUCAGGAGACAUUACAUUUCAAUCAACUUUUCGUGCCAGACUGUAAAAUCGAAGGGGGUUGACACAAAAACAUGCACACUUUUAAAAUAUAAUGACAUUCAUUGAUAUGUCCACAAUUAAAAGUACCUUGGUGAAGCUUGUAGUGUUCACUUUAUGUUGACAUUGGUGUUAAUAGGACUCUAAGGUGAGGCUGUAAUGCAAUGUACAAUAUGCCUGAUAGUGUGGUCAAAAUAAGAGGCAUACUUUACAAUACAACCCAAUCAGUAACCAAAUAGAGAUGUUCAAAAACCGAAACUUUCUCAAUACUUGUAUUUAUUGCUGGGCUAAUGUAUUGGAUUGCAUAACAUUUUCUAGGUGUUCAUGUUUUUCUGUCCACUCCCUCUACAUUUAUAUGGAUGAUUUUGUUUCUGUUCAACAAUAGCUAAGCACUUUUCUCAAUUUUUACACAAAGUGGACAGAAACUAUUAUAUAUAUUACGUAUUAAAAGGCUUGUUUCCUUUAUCUGAAAGCAAGUGAAGUUUAAGGGUCUGGAUAGUGUGCACAAAUAUGAACAGGAUGUAUAGCGGGUGUGUUCUGCUUCAAUGCAUCCUCCUAAGUAGAUGUUUAUCUGCCAAGUGUUCCCCAUGAGGCAGUUUGUGGAUCCAUUACCCUUCCAAUGGUGCCACUGAGGAGGCCUAACCAGUCAGCACAAUCUGUGGUGCUUCCUCUGAAACUUUGGUGCAUUAGAGCCUCCUGAUACUGUUUUCACUUCUGAGAUGCAUUUACUGUAGGAAAUGUAGACCUUGUUGUUGCAUUAUCCAUGCACAUUUUAGACAGACAACUAAAAAUCUGUGAACUCAUUAUUCAGGUAAACACUCUGUCUUAAAAACUGCUUGUAAAAUAUUGCCUGUCUGAAUAAACUCGGCAAUGUG
This is a messenger RNA of Sander lucioperca (pikeperch), 5340 nucleotides long. RefSeq names its product major intrinsically disordered Notch2-binding receptor 1-like. The record is from RefSeq and is a predicted model, not a curated record. The transcript is spliced from 4 exons. Gene Ontology annotation, cellular component: plasma membrane. Gene Ontology annotation, biological process: negative regulation of cell population proliferation; negative regulation of TOR signaling. Bases 395 to 2806 code for a protein of 803 amino acids. NCBI's taxonomy places the organism in Eukaryota, Metazoa, Chordata, Actinopteri, Perciformes, Percidae.